This is a messenger RNA of Stegodyphus dumicola, 4416 nucleotides long. RefSeq lists its product as uncharacterized. Gene Ontology annotation, molecular function: protein binding. NCBI's taxonomy places the organism in Eukaryota, Metazoa, Arthropoda, Arachnida, Araneae, Eresidae. The record is from RefSeq and is a predicted model, not a curated record.
AUGAAAAAACUAAAAGCUGCAAAAGGCUCAAUUAAGACCAAGGAAGAAGUUGUUUUAGAAGAAAAAAUUCAUUUAUGUCAACCUGAUACAGCACAUUCUUUAGUAAAAAAACAAACAUUUGUAGCAAAAAUGAGAGCGAAAGAAGAAAAUGUUCCACUUUCUCAAAUUUACAAUGAAGAAGUUGGAAAACUAUACAAUCAAGGCUUUGACAUAUUAACCAAUAUUCCGCAGUUUUCAAGUGUUAAAACAGCUCUAUACAAAUCUAGGCAAAGUGCCGAAGGAUACGAUCGAGAAGCUACAUGUAUGGAAGAUUUAGAAAUUCCUAAUGAAUUAUUAGCAAUGGAUGAUAACUUUAGUUUCUUUUUGUUCGAUGAAAGAUGUCUGAGCCCACGGUCUAGGUAUUUUUACGAGCCUUGCCCGUUCCCUGCUGUAGAUUCGAAUAAUUCUAAUGCAGAGCCAACGACGGAGCAAAACAAAAAAAAGGGCCCUCUAUGCCGUCUUUUUCGCAGCCUAGGCCCUAAAAAAGACAGAGAAAAAGUUUCGCCUCGUCACAAAUGUGCCAAACCACAGCACGAGCAUCAAUUAAAUGUCAAGUACCUAGCGGAAGGUUCUCGGCUUCAAAUCGGCGACAUUGGAGGUCCUGGUUCCGAAGACGAUCAAGUGAGAUUACUUCUUCAACUAGUAAGGGAUGGUUUUCUUUCAAUGGAGGAUGCCAUGGAUAGGAUACAACCGAAAGAAGUAGAAAAAAUUAAUGAUAUUACUGUCCUGGAAAAAAUAGAGGACUGUCCCAAUCGUCUGGAACCUUGACAUCACGAAGGAAUUGUGGCAAUAUGGAACGUACUGAAACCUUCCCGUCAUGCCCCAAUGCUCAGCCGACGAAAUCACACACAAUUAAACAAUAACCGUGGGUUUUUGUGACAAUCGGAAACGAGAUUCAAGAUACAAGAACGUUCGAUGCUUCUGCGAGACACAUCACUCUUUCAGAAAUGCUAGGGAAAACCAAUUUGGUAUGAUGGCCCAGACUAUGAGUUCCUUAGUUUAUAGUAUAUCGAACUAAAAUGCAUUAUUAUAGGACACUGUCACCUUAACAUAAGGAAAAAUAAAUUUAUUAUGAGGUUACCUUCGAACAUUUGUUUAGUAUUGAUUCACACUUUACUGUUAUUGUUUCUGGUUGGUUGUAAUUUGGAAAUAAUUUUAACAGUAAGAUUUUUUAAAAAAAUAAUACAGUUUCAAAACAAUUAAUUGCAUGGGCUACUGUAAAAAAGAACUCUUAUCUCAUGCCUAAAUUAUGGAGCUGAAAGUAGAUCAGACAAAAAGAACACCAAAUUUUGUAAUGCUCUUCUGAUUAAAAUUUAGUUGCAAGAUUCUCCGUGAGACAAUUUUGAAUUAUCUCUUUAAUGCAUAAUUUAAACAAGUAUAAGUUAUAUACACACGGUUAAAAAAAAUCCACGCACCAUAGUUACUGAUCAUUAGUCAUAGACUCUUGUUUCUCGCUUAAGGAAUGAGUCAAGUAAGGCAAGCUUUCAUUCUGUGGCAAUUUUUUUUUUAUCAUGUGAUAGCUUUAAGUAAAUAAAUAAAGAAAUUAAAUUUUGAAGAAUCAUUGAGAAAUAAAUCAUUUAGGGGAAUACAUUGCGAUAAGGUUCAGAUUAUAGUUUGACACUUCGAAGAAUUCGUCGUUAAAGUUUCAGACAUUGAAAAAUAUUGAAAAAUAUAAAAAUCAUUACAUUAAAGAGAAAACGCAGUUUGAUCUUUGUAUACAGAUUUCAGUUUAACAUCUGAAACAAUUUAAAACUAAGUGGUUGCUGUAGUUAAAGAAUCAGUUUCCUAUCAGUUAAAGAAGCAGAAUAUAAAAUCUUAUAUUGAACACAUGUUCAUUACAACGCAAAAUUACAUUUUUAAAGCGUGUAUGCAUUUUAAAUGUUUUUUUUUACCUAUUUUACUAUUUAAAAAACAUCGUAAGACCAAAAAAUAUUGUAGAACAUUUAAAUUAACAAACAAAGAUUUCUAAACAUGAUUGAUAAUAAAUGUAUUACAAUUUUGAAAUUUUUACAAAAGCAGAAAACUUGUUCUUACCAAACAUUCAUAUAUUACAUAGUGGUGUAAUGUUAAGUUCACAAACUCCCUCAGUUCCUUUGCUCAAUCCGUGUUGCCAAAAUCAGAAUGUAAAAAUGCCCAUCGGUCAAUUUGACCGAUGUGUACUUAUAGGUUUUAAAAUGAACCGUUUAAAAUAGCAAAGUCUAACGGUAGGCAAACGUUUUGCUGUAUUAUUACUUAGCGUAAAUUAAUGCCACACGGACACUCCUUCUCUUAUUUAAUAAAGAAAUUCCCUUAAUUAUUCAAGACAUAGUUGUAACUUUAUUUUACGUUUUCGUUACCUAAUAAGAUUGCAACAUAGGUCGGGACUUUUAUAUUUACAGGACCACAAAUGUUAGUACUUUUAUUUUUACAGGACAUAAUAUCCGCUUACUGAAAACAACAAACAUUAAAGUGUUUUUCCUAACCAGUUAAUCAACCCGCUGAGGGGUUAUUUUCUUAUAAGAAAAAUUUCCAAAGAUAUCAUUAAUUAAAAAUAUUAAGUGUUAUACAAAUAUGGCUAAAAUAGCUAACUAUACGGUUCAAAUUUCGAGUAAAAUUUCUAAAAGUUGGCUUUUACGUGAGACAGACAUUACAACAGAAACAUGAUGUUCCUGUAUCAAGAAAUAUUUAGUUUAGAUAUGUUUUACACAAACUUUAAAAUUAUUACAAAAUUCCUCCUCUUAAAUAUUUAGCAAUUAAAAAAGCAUCUUACUUUCUGUUCAGAUUUUAAAAAAAUUCGUAUAUUUUUGUUUAAAAAUUUAAAAAGUUUAACUAAUUAAAAAUGUUUUGUAUAUUUUUGCUAAAACGUGUUACGUAACUUAAUCUGUCGAAGCCUGAAAAUUUGCCUUAUUUCUGAUUCAUUUCUUAAGUUAGAACAAAGUGUCAACUGUCAAUUGUCAAAAAAAUAUUCUCGGGUAAUGUAUUACAAGCAUUCUAUAUGUGUGUAAGUGUUGUUAAGAAGAUAGGUUGUAUAUUGAGAUAUAUUAAUUGAAAUCCUUUUUCUAAUGAUAUAAAAAAACUCAUUCGUUUGAUCAUGUAUAUGAUUUAUGUGGUUAUAUCAUGAUGCAAGGGUUCAGGGGAACAUUUAGAAACUAUAUUUAGAAAGAUGUAAAACUCAAAAGUUGUUCACGAAUUCGAAAUUCCUCUUUUUCGCCACCAGACGAAAUAAGAAAAUACUACUAUUCUAAUUUUAAUGCCAUAUUUCAAAGAUACUUUCUUACAUUCACUGUUUUCUAAUAAAACAGCAGCUAAACAUUAUCGUGUUAUAAUACAAAAAUGGUAACAAAUCGCGACAGACAUCUGUUUCUAACCGAAAUUUAACCAUAACAUUCUAAAAUAUUUGUAUUUAAAACUAAGAAGUAUCCAGACCUAGAUGAAACUAAUUUCAGAAAAAAUAAUUUUUGUAUAUAUAACAUUCGUUAAAUAUUAUUUGUUUGAUACUGAUAACAGUGUUAAUCUAUAGUAAAUAAAUCCAUAUAUUUUGUGAAUUAAUAUUCCAAAUUUUAUAAUAAUAAUAAGAUAUUAUGUUUUAAAAUAAAUUUUAGAGCGAAAUGUACUACAAUAUGAAUGUACUGCACACCUUGCAUUAAUAAUUUACACGAAACAUUUUACUUUACUAUAGAAAUCAGUGUCUCUGAAGUAGUACCACACCUAUCUUUAAAUUAGUUAUGUUCUCUAAUUAUCAGUUAACUUUAUUUUAAUUAUUUACAGCAAUUAAUAGUUUCCAGAUUAAUUUUAUAAAAAUGUGGUUUAAGGAAUCUUUGCUUUAGUCUCUACUUAAAGAUACUUCAAUGCCUACUUCUAUUUUAAUUCUAGAUACUUCAGUACAUUUAACUGGUGUAUCGUCAUUUUCUCAACACAAAAUAACAAGAUGACCUCAAGUUAAACUUAACUGAUAGUUAUACUGCUUCACGAAUAAAAUUAAUUACAUAUGUACAUACCUUUACACUGUUUUAUUGUAGAAAAAGAUUUCGAAUUCGAAUUUAUUCGUAAUUUGAAUCCUAAACCGCAUUUAAAAAAUAAUUUAUUUUGCGAAAAAUUAAUUUUACAUAUAUGUUUUUAAAAAUUUGUAAUGAUAAACACAUUUUUAAAAUAGUACCAUUUUACAUGAUUAUUUUAAGAAAAGACAUAGAUAUUUUUGAGCGUUUUCUGCAGGAAUUAGAUUAUUGCAAUAGAUAUAAUUUAAGCAGUGCUUCUUGGAUAUUAUCAAAAGACUUCUACUUUUUUUUACUUUUACACUGCUAAGGAGGACUACUGACCGGGAACAAGCCCUUGCAGUAUGAUGCCCGCCCUGCAGACAUUUAUUAAGUCUAAAUUUAAAAAAAAAAAAAAAAAAAAAAA